CAAAUGAAACAUCGCAACAACAAUCGCCACAACAACAAAACGAAUUUUUACAAAAUCAUCAUCAACUGAAUCAAUCACCAUCAUCAACCGCAAAUAAUAAUCAUUCUGCACCAUAUUAUUAUGGCGAUAUAGUUUAUCGUCAACCAUUGUUUAAUCGAUAUUCAAAUCAUUUUGAUAAUUGUAAUAGUGAUUGGAAUCAUCAAACAUCAUCAUCAUCAAUUAAAUCUUCAAUAAUGGAUGGUCUACGUGUUGGAAUAAAAAAUCAGGUUCGACAACAAAGUAAUCAAUAUUUACGAUCACCAAAUGUAAAUCGUUCGGAUGAAUUUAAAGUAUCAUUACGUGGUUGGCUUUAUCGGUUGGAAGGUGCCGCAAUUAAACAAUGGAAACGAAGAUGGUGUGUUCUUGCCGAUUAUUGUCUUUUCUAUUACAAAGAUAUGGCCGAAGAAAAGAUGCUUGGUUCACUUUUAUUACCUAGUUAUAAAAUUAGUCCAUGUUUUAGUCGUAAUGAUGGUAUAUCUCGAAAAUUUGCAUUCAAAGCUGAACAUAAUAAUAUGAAAACAUAUUAUUUUUCGGCCGAUUCAAAAGAAUAUCAACAACAAUGGAUGAAUGCUCUUUCAAUGGCUUCUAUUAUGCAAUUGAGUGCAAUGUUUUCCGCCACAACAAAUACAACCACCACCAACAACAAUAGUAAUAAUAAUAAUAAUAAUGUAAUGACCGGCGAUAAACAGAUCAAUAAUGAUAUUAAUGAUGAUCAUUGCAAUAAUAAUAAGAUUAAUGAUAAUAAUGAUCGAAAAGAAUCGAUAUUGGAACAACGACAACGAUUAGUUGGAACAACAACAGGAUUAUUAUCCAAUCGUAUUAUUCAAGAUGAUGAAUCUGGUUUUUUAGCUUAUCAUCAGACAAAACGUUGUAUUGAUGAUUCGAAUAAUGUUAUUCAUCAAUUACAGCAACAACAACAACAAAUUUAUCCAAUCACUAAUUAUGAUGGUCAAAAUUAUCUACCAUCAUUAUAUCAUCAUCAUCAACAACAACAAUCAUAUAAUGGAUCUAUUGGAUUGCCAAUCUAUUAUCCAUCAUCGAAUCAUUCAUCACAAUUUAUAAAUAACAGUGAAUAUAUAGCCGAUGCACCACCGAAACCACAACGACAUUAUUAUGAUUUAAUGUUACCACAAUAUCAUCUACAAGAUUAUCGUCAACAAACAUAUAAAUUGUAUCAUCAACAUCAACAUCAUCAUCAUCAUGGACAACAAAUAGAUCAGAAUUUGAUUAAUCAAAAUUAUUUUGUCCCCACUGCUACUGCUGUUGCUGAUGAACAAAAUUUUCCUGUGCCAUAUCAUACUGUUAUAUCAUCAGAUUUUAACAUUAUUCCGCAACAUCAACAACAACAAUUUGAACAUGGUUAUUUUGCUCAGAAUCUUGUUGAUCAUUCACAGUUGUCCAUUCCACAACAACAACGUUUACCUCCUAGACCACGUUCAGCCGAUUUUCUUGAACGUAAUCAAGAUUUUGAAUUAGAUAAUGAUGAUGUUGAUGAUCAAGAAUGUCAAACAUUAUUUUCAAUCAACAAAAAUAAUGAAAAUAAAACCGGUGAUGAAUUUAAUAAUAAUAAUAAUAAUAAUAAUAUUGUCAAUACAGAAUCCACAAGAAUAAUGCCAACAAGGCCAAAAUCUAGUAUCGAAAAAUAUUAUCAUCAAUCCGCUAAAUUUGAUCCAUAUAUGGCUAGAAAUCUUUUUCAUACAACCUAUAAUAAUGAUAAUGAUGAAAUCAUUCCUUCGACGACGAUUCCAAAUCGACCACCAUUACCACAAGAAUACAUUUUUCGUUUUCAACAACAACAACAAUUAUUUGAUACAGUUGGUCUGCCACAACAACAAACAACAACAACAACAACAACAAUGAUGAAGAUUAAACAAGACAAAAAUAUUGUUACCACCUAUACAUCUGAUGAUGAAAUUUUCCGAAAAAAUAGUAAUAAUUUACCCGAUGAUAAUGAUAAUGACCCAUUUGAAUUAAGUCGAAAAGAAUAUCAAAAAGCAUCAAAAUUAUUAUUUCAACGUCAAUUUAGUAGUUGUAAACGUAAUUCUAAUUCAACGAAAAACAAUAUGGCUAGAUUAUCAAUCAAUAAAAAGCAAUCGAAUGAUGAUAAUAAUAAUAAUGAUGAUUGGAAUGAAAUUGGUCUGCCAAUACCAUCAGCCAAUCCAAAUGCAAUAAAUGAUAAUUUGAAACGAAACGAAUUAACAAAAAUCAAACAACAUUGUCCGGUGAAUGAUUCGGAUGUACAACAGAAUCAAUCGAAUGAAGAAUCAGAAAUUAAAUUUAAAUUUGGUUUAAAUGUUCGAACAUAUAGGAAACCUACAACAACAACUACUGCUACUAUUACGAAAUCUUUGAAACAACAAUGUCCAUCUACAAUUUGCGAUGAUAAUGAUAAUGAUGAUAAUAAUGUUCAUAAAUCCGAAAUUAAUGUUGAUGAUACAAACAUUAAUGAUCAAAAUCAUUCCAAACAAUCUUCAAUUUCUAUUAGUGGAAAUGGUAGUAGUAGUGGUGGUGGUGGUGCACCUUAUUAUUAUUCCGAUCUUUUGAAUGAAGAACAAAAAAUUGCAUUGAAGAAAAAAUUGGGAGAUUUUGCUGAACCACCACCAUUAUUAUCACGUUGUACUGAUUCGAAUAAUACACGUUUUUUAAGUCGAACAUCAUUAACAUCAGCAACAUUGGAUAAAAACAAAACAAAAUUAUCUAAUAAUAAUCUGAUGAUGAUGAAUGAUGAGAAAAAAGAUUUCAAUGUUGAUGAGAAAAAACAUUAUUCAUCAUCAGUAUUAUUACCUAACAAUAGUAAAAUGAAUUGUUCAACAACAACAACAAAACCAUUUGAUGAGAAUUCCCCAUCUAAUAGGAUUAAGCAUAAGGAAAUUAUUGUAACCGAAAACAAUUUUAAUGAUAAUGAAUUAGUUGUUGAACAAUUAGUUACAAAUCAACAACAACAACCCAUUUAUGAGAAUUAUACCGAACGAACAAAAAACCCGACAAUACAAGCAACUAUACCCGUUUCUCAUAAUAAACGAAAUUUGUCGAAUAAUCUAAAAAAACAAACCCGAAAAAUAUUGAAUAAUAAUAAGAAAUUAAAUAAAGCCGAUAGUCUAGAUUCAUUACAUGAAAUUCCUAUCGAAACAUCAUCAUUGAAAAAAAGACGAAGAAAACGUAAAUCACGAGAAAAUCUAAACAACAAUAAUGCUUCGGAUUCAGAAAUACAAUUCGAUGAUGAUGAUGAAAAGGUUAAAUCAUUGAAUCGUUUUUCAUCACGUAAACAUUUUUUAAAAUCAUCACGAAGAUUUAGUGUUUCAGCUGCUGAAUAUAUGGGUAAAAGUAAUGAAGAAUUGAUACUAAUGUUAAUUCAAUUACGUCGUAAACAAUCACAAUUAGAAAAAACAAUGGAACAAUUACGAAUGCAAAUGGAUAGUGAAGAAAAAAUGAUGGAAAUUGAACCAUAUCGUAAAGAUGAUUAUCAAUUAAGAUUUAAUGAGCUUAAUCGAAAAUGGAAAGAAAUUAAUCGAGAAUAUCAAUUACAAUUGCCAAUAAUUCAGACUAUUGAUCAUAUGAUCAAAAUGAAAUCGAAAACAAUGCUCAAUGAAUUGAACAAAAAGAAAGCUGCAUCGACAUCGAAUUUGGAUCGUGUUGUCGCUAAUGAUAACGAUGAUGAUGAUAAUAAUAAUAAUGAUAAUCGAUUCAAAUCAUCAAUGAAGAAUGAUUGUGAUAAUCAUCAUUCGGCUGAUUCGAUAUCGAUUCAAACAGCUGCUGUUGCUGCUGCUGUAGAUGAAACACCCAAUGAAAACAUUGAAAUCCUAAAAAGACAACAAAAAGUUUUAGAAGGAGAAUUGGAUCGUGUUCGUGGAAUGUUAACACAUUCGACAAAAAAAUUGGAAGAAAAAGCAGUGGAAAAUGCACGAAUGGAACAAGAAAUGCUUUUAGCCCGAAAUAAAUUGAAACAAGUUUUGGAAAAUGAACAAGAAGCAAUGGAAAUUACACGUUCAUCAAAACUUGAAGCUGAAUUAGCACAUAUUAACGAUGUAAUUGAUGAUCUACAUAAUCGCCGUAAAGAAUUGAAUAAUGCGAUUGAAAAUUUGAAAAAUUCUGAAACGAAAUUUAUGACCGAUCGAUUUAAUGAUAAUGAUAAUGAUAAUGAUGAGGAUGAUAAUAAUAAUUAUUAUUCAGAUUAUCAUCGUUUUACGAAUGAAGAAUUGAAAAUGGCUGUAAAUAAUGCAGCCGAAACAAGCCUUUAUCCUUUAUAUGAAAAUAUUAUUAAAAAAUCACAAACAUUUGUUGAUAACAAUAAUAAUUUGAAUGAUGAAUUUUUUACACUUAACAUUAAUCUGGAUAAACAUCAUCAACAUAGAAAUCAUCAUCAUCAUCAUCAUUUAUCAUCAAAUUCAUCAUCACAAACGAUUAAUGGUGGUAAAGAAAUUAAUAAUAAUAUUACGACAAUGUGUGAAUUUGAUCCAAAUAAAGUGAUGACAACUUAUGGUGGUAGUAGUGGUGAUAGUAUUGUUGAUCAACAACUUAAACAAAUUUAUAAUUAUCAUCAACAACAACAACAACAACAACAAACACAACAGCAAGCAAUGAAUAAUAAAUCGAAUGAAGUGAAAACUGUUCGUGAAGUUAAACGAGAAUCUGAACGUCGAAAAUUUAAUCAUCAUCAUCAUCAUCAUCAUCAUCAGCAACAACGAGCAUCCUCAUCAUCAUCAUCAUCGCGAACAAAUUACGAUUCAUAUCUUCAAACUAAUCAUCAUUAUUUUAAUCAUCAUAACAAUGAUAAUGAUGAUAUGAUGAUGAUGAUGAUGUUAACAUCCGAUCUCAAAUCAUCUAUAGAUCAGCCAAUGAAAUUUACAGAUCAAGAUAAUGAUCCUACUGCUACGUUAACAUCAACAACAACCAGUCCAUCAAACAGAAAUUUCAAUACACCGGACAUUGUUCAAAGCACAAUUAAAUUAGCGGACAAAACCUGAUUAUGAUGAUGUUGAUAUUUGAAUCGAACAUUUGUUUUGUUCAAAUUAUCAUUAUUUCAGUAUUAUCUCAUUUUAUUAAUUU
This is a messenger RNA of Dermatophagoides pteronyssinus (European house dust mite), 5085 nucleotides long. RefSeq lists its product as uncharacterized. The record is from RefSeq and is a predicted model, not a curated record. NCBI's taxonomy places the organism in Eukaryota, Metazoa, Arthropoda, Arachnida, Sarcoptiformes, Pyroglyphidae.